Molecule: messenger RNA, 887 nt
Organism: Erythranthe guttata (spotted monkey flower)
Lineage: Eukaryota; Viridiplantae; Streptophyta; Magnoliopsida; Lamiales; Phrymaceae
Product: nascent polypeptide-associated complex subunit alpha-like protein
Cellular component (GO): nascent polypeptide-associated complex
Source: RefSeq, a predicted model, not a curated record
AGUAUUUCGCCACAAACAUUUCUCUCUCUCUCUCUCUAGGGUUUUAAGAGCAUCUCUCACAUUUCUCUCAAUUAUCUGCAAGAAUCGACCAUGACACAAUCACAAGAAGAGUUGUUGGCCGCUCAUCUCGAACAACAAAAAAUUGAUCAUGACGAGCCUUUGAUUGAGGACGAAGAAGAUGAUGAUGAAGACGAUGAAGAUGAAGAUGAUGCUGAAGGACAAGAAGAUGGCAGCGGUAGGUCGAAGCAGAGCCGAAGCGAGAAGAAGAGCCGCAAGGCAAUGCUAAAGCUUGGAAUGAAGCCCAUCCUUGGGGUUAGCCGAGUCACCGUCAAGAAGAGCAAGAAUAUCCUUUUCGUAAUCUCGAAGCCGGACGUUUUCAAGAGCCCUAAUUCAGACACAUACGUGAUCUUCGGCGAGGCGAAGAUCGAGGAUCUGAGCUCGCAGUUGCAGACACAAGCUGCAGAGCAGUUCAAGGCCCCCACUGUCGGUAGUGCCGCUCCAAAGGCGGAGCCCGCCAGUCUAACACCACAGGAAGAUGAUGACGCGGAUGUUGACGAGAGCGGUGUUGAACCGAAAGAUAUCGAACUUGUGAUGACUCAAGCUGGUGUUUCGAGAGCUAAGGCUGUCAAAGCUCUCAAGGAAUCCGAUGGUGAUAUUGUAUCCGCUAUUAUGGAGCUCACAAACUAGACGAAUGUUUUUAGACUCGUUUUAUUUCUUGUCAAGUUAAACGGUCACAUUUUUUCUUUUUGUGUGUGUGUACUUUGGAACGUCGUUUUGGAUAUUUGAGCGGUUGUUGUGCCUUGUUUUUCGUUGUUGGAUGUUAUAUCGUAUGGCAAAUUUAUCGGAGAUAAUUCUUCUUCUAGUUUUUGUUUAACUAGACUGAGUUA